This is a messenger RNA of Trichoderma harzianum CBS 226.95, 546 nucleotides long. Lineage: Eukaryota; Fungi; Ascomycota; Sordariomycetes; Hypocreales; Hypocreaceae. The record is from the annotation of a RefSeq genome assembly.
AAACACUCGCUACCAAAGCAGUUGGUUCGCGUUUCUAUCGUUAUUCGACGCAACUCCCUCUUGCGGGGCAGUGAGACUUGAAGUAGUUCAAGCCAAGGCUGAGCUCGCCGAACGAGAUCUCACUCCCGUCAUCCGUCUUCGGGGUAGUAUCUCCGCCUCUGGAGACCUUACAUCCUUGGCUUAUAUCGCCGGUGCGUUAAGAGGAAAGCCGGGCAUCUUUGCCAACAGAGGUUAUGCUAGAAAAUACCGUCUCAUGUCUGCUUAUGAAGUUUUCGCACUCACUGGUAUCCUACCAAACUAUCAACUUGCUCGCCAUUAUUGACGCAAGUUAUGCUGGACAUGUGGUGGAAAUGCUGAGCAUGAUAUCGGCGACUGAUUUGUAUGUUUUAUGCCGGAACUAGACUUAGGAGCCUUGCACCACGAGUUUUUCAUGGCAGUUAGGCCUCUGGUCGAACGUGUGACGCUUGACGCGCUUGAGAGAAGUAUUCCAUCCAGCGACUAUGUAGCACUCACUGCAUGGAAUCGUUUGGGGCUGUCUGAUUCGAG